AUGUUUCUAUCUUUUACUCUCAGCCGUCGUCUUCAAGCCGUGGAACUCUUACUAUCUCGGGGCAGCGAGAUAAACGGGAAGAGCAAUUUCGGCAGUACUCCUCUCCAUUUUGCUGCAAGCUUAUCUCCGGAAUGGACAGAUGAUGUGAAAGAAUUCAUGAAACACAGCGCUCUUGAGGUGAAUCCUCGAAAUAAAGAUGGUCAAACACCGCUGCACUUGGCCUGUUCGCGGGGACACUUUCACACUGUCGACAUGUUGUUGGGUCACAAUGGCAUCGAUGUCAAUGUGGUGGACAAAAAUGGAGACACACCACUGCAUGAGGCAGUUCAGCGGCGAAACUAUGAAUUGGUGUCUCUAUUGCUGAACCAGGAUUCUGUUCAGCUUGACAUCAAGAACCAUCGGGAAAUGACACCAUUGCUUUUAUCUGUCUCUGAGGGCCACCUCGGAAUGGUGCACAAGUUGAUAGCAAAAGGUGCAGACGUAAAUGAUGUCAACAAUGAAGGCAACAAUUGUCUGCACCUGGCUGUGAAGAUGGAGGGGUUUCAUUCCGAGGUUGAACCUUUAAAUAUUUUAGAUAAGUUUGUGACAUUUGUGAUUGGCAAGCAGAAAGAAGACAUUAGUAGUCAAUUCGAUAUAAAAUGUCGCUGCUGUCAUGAGAACUUGGCCACCGUGAGACUGCAACCAUGUGGAGAUCUUGUUCUCUGCGAGAAUUGUUCUUCUGAAAUGACAUUUAAGAGAUGCCCCGUGUGUCGAGAAUACACCCUCAGCAAAAGUGAAUUUGUAUUGAACGGUGAACAUCUGUUUACAUUUUAA
Octopus sinensis (East Asian common octopus) is the source of this 813-nucleotide messenger RNA. Its product is annotated as serine/threonine-protein phosphatase 6 regulatory ankyrin repeat subunit C-like. Lineage: Eukaryota; Metazoa; Mollusca; Cephalopoda; Octopoda; Octopodidae. The record is from RefSeq and is a predicted model, not a curated record. The transcript has 8 exons. Gene Ontology annotation, molecular function: protein binding. Bases 1 to 813 code for a protein of 270 amino acids.